This is a messenger RNA of Pangasianodon hypophthalmus (striped catfish), 2084 nucleotides long. It is a transcript of the gene qdpra, whose product is annotated as quinoid dihydropteridine reductase a. Bases 88 to 807 code for a protein of 239 amino acids. Gene Ontology annotation, cellular component: cytoplasm. Gene Ontology annotation, molecular function: NADPH binding; 6,7-dihydropteridine reductase activity; NADH binding. NCBI's taxonomy places the organism in Eukaryota, Metazoa, Chordata, Actinopteri, Siluriformes, Pangasiidae. The transcript is spliced from 7 exons. The record is from RefSeq and is a predicted model, not a curated record. Gene Ontology annotation, biological process: tetrahydrobiopterin biosynthetic process; L-phenylalanine catabolic process.
UCUCUGUCUUUCUCUCUCUCUGUCUUUCUCUCUCCCUUCCUCGUCACACCUUCAUUGCCCAGCCGGUGUGCAGCGCGCGUGCAGCUGAUGGCGGCGGUGAGUGCUAAGCGAGUGCUGGUGUAUGGAGGAAGAGGAGCGCUCGGCUCGAGCUGCGUCCACCAUUUUAAAUCCAGAGGCUGGUGGGUGGCCAGCAUUGACAUUGUCGCUAAUGAAGAAGCAGAUGCGAAUGUGCUCGCAAAGAUCUGCGACGGUUUCUGUGAGCACGCGGAGCAGGUGACAUCAGAUGUGGCUCGGCUGCUGGGAGACCAGAAAGUGGAUGCCAUCGUGUGUGUGGCCGGAGGAUGGGCUGGGGGAAACUGUGCCUCCAAAGACUUGUUUAAGAACAGCGAUUUGAUGUGGAAACAAAGUGUGUGGACGUCCACCAUCUCCACGUAUCUGGCCUCUCAGCACCUCAAGCCUGGAGGUUUGCUCACUCUGACCGGAGCCAAGGCUUCACUCAGCGGAACUCCAGGUAUGGUGGGUUAUGGCAUGGCGAAGGCAGCAGUGCAUCAGCUGUGUGAAAGUGUGGCUGGAAAGAACAGCGGGCUUCCUGCAGGCGCUGUAGCCGUGGCCAUCCUCCCGGUAACCUUGGAUACGCCGAUGAACAGGAAAUUCAUGCCUGAUGCAGACUUCAGCAGCUGGACACCAAUGGAGUACAUCGCAGAAAUGUUCUACAGCUGGGCCACUGGGUCAGAGCGGCCAGCCUCAGGCAGUCUGAUCCAGCUGGUGACAUCAGGAGGAAAGACAGAGGCCACGCCGGUUCAGUAAAAACCAGGAGACGAGAAGAGGAGUAGAAGAAAAGAGGGUUGGAUAAAGCAAACAUUUAGUAUUCAGCUGCAUAAAAGAAAUAUAAUGGCAAAAAAAAAACUUCUUGUGAUGGGAGAAUCCAUUCAGCCUUACAGUAUUUGAGCACAGUGCCACCUGUUGACAUUUUACACUACACACAAUUCCUUAUUAUUGUUUACAUCAUGUUUAAUGGUUAUUCUUAAAGACAGCUUAAAGAAUAUUAUACCACAGCACUGUUGAAUUCUCAAACAGAAAGUAAUGAUUCAUUUUGAUAGUAGUUCUGGCUGUAAUUCGUAUUGCAAGUUUACCGUUUCUAUAGUAACACCUCAUACACAUGAAUUUGUAUGGAGGACUAAUUAUGAACAGAUUAAAAAAAUGUGUUGUUAUUUCACAAAGCCAAACUAAAUCAUUGAUAUGGUGAAGUUUUCUGUAAGGAGACAAUUUUACAUUUAACAUGUAAGGAAGGAGUCUCCAGUGUCAGAGCUUUGUAUCAGUCAGUUUUCAACCACAGGAGCGGAGUGUAUGCUUUCCGGGUUCCUCAGUAACAUGUCAAGUUGCGUUUUUUUUUUUUGGUCUUAUUAUCUUCAAGAGCUGUUAUAACGUAACAUGUAACAUAGCUAUAAUGUAGCUGUUUAUAAUGUAAGUGAUAACAGGAACUAAUUUGGUUCUCCUUUCUUGGACAUUCCACAACAUUACAUAUGUAGCUAUGAAUAAAUAAAGAGUAUGAUGUGUCAUUCAAUAAUAGGUUAAAAAUUGUAAUCACUGGCAAAUUGCUGUGGUGUAAGUGUAAGAAUAAAACACUUCAGGACAUACUGUUAUUGGAAAUAAAAAGUUAGGGGUGGUAACUGUAACUCUUCAUGUCAUUCCACAUCACACCACCCAUCAGAGGUUAUUUUUUCUAUAACAGCAUGCCCAUAAGUGUUUUAUUCCUUUGUAGCAAAUCAAACAUUGUUUAUUGACAGUCUUAAGCUGGAACAUAAGAGAAGAGUCCGGUAAGCUUUCAGUCACAUGACUUUUUACCUCUUCAUUGUCGAAAAGCAGUAAAAUGCUCAGCAGUUAAUCCUAAUGUACAAUGCAGCUUUUCAAACAAGUGACCUUACCCUGCUUGUGUGUGUGUUUGUGUAUGAGAGUAGAAUAUAGAUGAAAAAGUUUACAGGUAAACACCAUCCAUCAAAAUCUUUCCUGUGCUUUAUGGCUGUGUGUUAGAGUGGUACUGUGUAUGGGCCAGUGUUAAGCAGUAAAAUAUUUCCCAUAAUCCA